This is a messenger RNA of Cottoperca gobio, 1566 nucleotides long. RefSeq names its product purine nucleoside phosphorylase 5a (gene pnp5a). Bases 174 to 1055 code for a protein of 293 amino acids. Gene Ontology annotation, biological process: nucleoside metabolic process. The record is from RefSeq and is a predicted model, not a curated record. Gene Ontology annotation, molecular function: purine-nucleoside phosphorylase activity. The transcript is spliced from 6 exons. NCBI's taxonomy places the organism in Eukaryota, Metazoa, Chordata, Actinopteri, Perciformes, Bovichtidae. Gene Ontology annotation, cellular component: cytoplasm.
AGAACUGAAGACUCCGAACCAGAAACUCUUUUAAAAAACAUUUUUGUCUUUAAUACUUUUCAGCUGGGCUCUUUUUUGAUUUUGCUGCUUUGGAACUUUAUUUUCUGCGCUUUAAAAAAUUGCGCAUUUACAAAUUUUUCUUCACUCAUCAGACACUUAUUUAAUCUUCUGCGAUGUUUCCAGAGGCAAACAAAGGCUACAGCUACGAGGACUGCAAGGCCACUGCUGAUUGGCUGCUAGCCCAGACAGACGUGCGGCCCACAGUGGGCAUCGUGUGCGGCUCGGGGCUCGGAGGUCUGGCUGACAUGUUAAAGGACCAGGUCGCCUUCAACUACAAGGACAUCCCCAACUUUCCACAGAGCACCGUGCACGGACAUGCAGGUCGGCUGGUGUUUGGCACCUUAAAGGGGAGGCCGUGUGUUUGCAUGCAGGGGCGCUUCCACUUGUACGAGGGCUACCCAAUCCAUAAGAUCACGCUGCCCAUACGCAUCUUUAAGCUGAUUGGCGUGGAGACGGUGAUGCUGACCAACGCAGCCGGAGGCCUCAAUCAAGACUUUAAAGUGGGAGACAUCAUGAUCAUCAAAGACCACCUUAACAUGCCGGGCUUCGCUGGCAUCAAUCCGCUGUCUGGACCCAACGAUGAGAGGUUUGGUGUGCGUUUCCCCUGCAUGUCCGACGCCUACGACAGAGAGCUGCAGCAGAUGGCCAUGGACGUGGGACAGGAGCUCGGCUACGGAGACUUCCUGAAGGAGGGCAUCUACUGCGUGCUUGGUGGACCCUCGUUCGAGACCAUUGCAGAGUCCCGUAUGCUGCACAAGCUGGGCGUUGAUGCUGUUGGCAUGAGCACUGUCCCCGAGGCGAUCAUCGCCCGUCACUGCGGCAUGCGCGUCUUCGCCCUCUCGCUGAUCACCAACCAUGCAGUGAUGGAUUACGACAGCGAAGAGAAGGCCAAUCACGAGGAAGUCCUUCAGACGGGCAAGCAGCGAGCGGAGCAGCUGGAGCGGCUGGUUUCCACCAUGGUGACCAAGAUUGAGCACAACAACAACUACGUCUAAGAGACGCUGUGCUAGUCAGAAGCUAGAUGUGAGCAUUUUUAGUAUGACUGAAGAGGACUUACAGUGGUUAUGGUUGAUAUUUAAUGCUGUGGUUCUAAAACUAAAACUAAAAAAAACUUUGUUUAAUACUUAGGUGAGCAGAUGGGCUGUUUUUAGUCUUAGGUCAAAAGAUGAUAUCGUAGUCCUCUGAAGAAUCUCACUUGGAUAUAAACAGAAACACACACAACCUUCGUGUUUCCUUACGUCACUGCGUCUUAACUGACAUCUUACAUUCCUCUACCGAGUGGCUCCAGAUGACAGUUUUUUUUUUCUUUUAUAAUUUUAAACGAGACGUAUUUGUUCUAACUUAAAAUGUGCGAUCAGUUUGUAUAAAUGUCUCCAAUUUAACUUAAUGAGCAAAAAUCUGCUGUAAAGAUCGUAUUUUGUUGAAACGUGUACAUUAGUAGACAAGGUAUUUUACUGUGCUUGUGUUUUUCAUAUGUUGUUACUAAAGGUACUAUUUAUUACUAUA